Messenger RNA from Rotaria socialis, 1323 nucleotides. NCBI's taxonomy places the organism in Eukaryota, Metazoa, Rotifera, Eurotatoria, Philodinida, Philodinidae. The record is from the annotation of a GenBank genome assembly.
AUGUCCUCACCAAAGUCACCGAAAUUGAGUUGGUAUCAUAAAAAUAGGAAAAAUAUUAAUCAAAAAAGAAGAGAACAAUAUCAAGAGUCAAAAAAUCAACAAAGUCAACUUGGUAUAAAAAAUUAUAUUGAUGAAUCGUACGAUCCUAAUUGUCAUGAAUUUAAUGCAAUGGAAAUCGAAAAUUGUAACACCGCUGUCGAAGAAGAUCGAAAUUUUAUAUUAUUCAAUAAUGAUAAGAUUGCAUAUGAUACGAUGGUGAAUGAAGCAGACCAAUAUUUAGAAGAAAAACAGUCUCAUUUAUAUAUCGAAAAUGAUAAUGAACAAAAAGAUGGAAUUCUAUUGAUGAAGCACGAAGAUGAAAUUUCAGAUGAAUGUGAAAUUGACGAUAUACUACAAUGCAAUUUAGAUUUGAAUGAACAACAAGACAAAACAUUCGAUGAUAGUAAUGAACGAGAAUAUGAUGAAGUUGACAUUGCUGUUUGUUUAAUAACAAUAAAAACAAGAUAUCAUUUAACAUUUGAAUGUGUGAAUGAUGUUAGAAAAUUGUUAAUUGCACUAAAAGUGAAAAACGUACCAUCGUCGAUUUAUCAUGUUCGUGAAUUGGUUAAUACGAAUAGCAAAUCGGCAUCCACACCAUCUACAAAAGAUAUUGUACCACCUCUUAUAGUAUGUCAGAAAUGUGAACGAGUUUCAACUUCGAAAGAUUUUUGCACAUAUAGUGAUUGCCAAAAUCAUCAGAAAUAUGACAUUAAUCCGUACAGCUAUGUUUAUUUUGAUAUAUAUCAUCAAUUGAAACAAAUUUUAUGUCGUGAAGAAAAUAUUCGUUUUUUUUCCACAGAUAAUUACACAGCUGCCAACAAUUCUUUGUCUGAUAUUUACGAUGGCGAUGUGUAUCGUUCAAUGUUAACAAAACUUCAAUUAAAUAAAACUAAUCUUUUAUUAACACUAAUGAUGAAUGUAGAUGGUGUUGCUAUUGGAAAUAAUACGGAAGAAUCAUUAUGGAUAAUCACCUUCACACUCAACGAAAUCAAAAGAAGUGAAAGAUUUAGAACUCACAAUGUUAUUAUAGGUGGUGUUUGUUCAUGCUAUAAAAAGCCAAAUCGUAAAUUGAUGCAAUUUUUAUUGAAGCCAAUUGUUGAACAAUUAAAGCAACUACAAGAACGUCAUUUAUUUCAAGUGAAAGCUUGUAAUAAUGAAUUUAAAUUAAUCCAAAUGUAUUUAAUCGGCGCGUGUAAUGAUAAGCCUGCAAAUAGUUUAGUGCAAAACAUAGCAGAACCAAUAGGUAAAUAUGGCUGUAGUCGUUGUGAAUUGCCUGGUAUGUAG